Molecule: messenger RNA, 397 nt
Organism: Mesorhabditis spiculigera
Lineage: Eukaryota; Metazoa; Nematoda; Chromadorea; Rhabditida; Rhabditidae
Source: the annotation of a GenBank genome assembly
AUGAUGGGCAACUAUGAGACGGCUGUGGCCCAGGUGGCCGCCGAGGUGAUGCUCUUCCACGACGCACAGAAGACGUGGAUCAGCGCGCCGGGCGUGCCGACCAACCAGCCGUCGUGCGUCCAAAUUUUGCAGCACAACCAGCAGCAGACGUUCCGGAUAAUUGCCACCCGGCAGGAGGACGGCAGCCUGAUCAUGAACUGCCGGAUACACCCGAGAUUCAAAUACCACGCCGCCAGGCCGAAUUUCCACCAGUGGCGCGACGACCUGAAGCAGGUAUACGGCCUGUGCUUCGCCUCGGACCAAGACGCCCAGGCCUUCCAGCAGCGGAUGGACUGGUCUAUCUCGGUGCUCCAACAGCUCCAGCAGCAGAUGACCAACGGCGAAUACCACUGCCCAG